This is a messenger RNA of Aricia agestis (brown argus), 4167 nucleotides long. RefSeq lists its product as uncharacterized. Gene Ontology annotation, cellular component: endosome membrane. The transcript is spliced from 9 exons. Gene Ontology annotation, biological process: regulation of protein localization; Golgi organization; positive regulation of membrane tubulation. The record is from RefSeq and is a predicted model, not a curated record. NCBI's taxonomy places the organism in Eukaryota, Metazoa, Arthropoda, Insecta, Lepidoptera, Lycaenidae. Gene Ontology annotation, molecular function: kinesin binding. Bases 159 to 3986 code for a protein of 1275 amino acids.
AUGGCUGCUUUGUGUUCGUUCCAAAUGUGUAUUCAGCGAAUAAUUAAAAGUGAUUUUCAAAAUGUGCGAUAAAAUAGAUAAAGUGAUAAUAACAUAACAAAUUGUGUACGGUUGAGUGUCUGUGUUUGAAGUUACUGGAGGAAACAACACGAUACGCGAUGUCGUUUGAAACCGUUUCUGAAAUUAGGGGUAAAGAAAUCGAUAAAAUUAAACGUCGUAAUAAACCAAACGACUGUGUUAUUGCAUCAACGCUUACUACUACAGGCGACGAUACAUUCCACUGCAACAAAAUGGAUACAAAAGAUCUGGAAGUCGGCAAGCCCACAGAUUUGUGUCUUCAAGGCAAUUCUCAUUUGGUAUCUAGCACAACCAGUAGUUUGGCGGAUACACCUGGUGAUUCUGGUGUGUUGUGCCUCGACAGCGAGGCUUCCGAGGCGACGAGUCAGGCGUUAAUGUCUCACAGCUUAUUAGGAACAGAGGAAUUGGCGUGCGACAGUAUUUACGACGCUGUUCCGUCCUGCUCGCAAGAUAUGAUAAAAAGUACGAGUAGCAGCAUAAUGACGCGAAGUGAUAUCGACAAUCAGAACGUAACCGACGACACCGUGCCCGAACUCCUCGUUGAGGCUCAUAAAAAACCACCUUACGAAAACUUACCUGAUGUCGUUUUAAAGGCAUUAGAAAGUGAAAAAAUAAGUCCCGCCGGUGUCACUGAAGUAAAAAAAUCUGCUCUGAGGACUUCAGAACCAAAGAAAUCCCUGUCAGAGGACAUUGUCUACAGAAGGAGAUGCAGAAAGAAAUCACAAAAUGCCUCAAGCUCUCAAAAAAAGAGGGUGUCCUUUCAUGAAGACAUAUUGAACAACACGAGGACAGAUAAUAUACAUAUUGAACGCGGCUUUAUUUCUUAUGGACCAGAUAGUUCUUACUGUGAUAGGUUUAGGCAAAAGAAUAAUAUAAUGACUGACAGGUUUUCCUGGUGUGCUUCAGGAGACAAAACUCCAAAAUAUGCUGCAGACGUAGCUCAGCAGACUAUGUCUGACAUCCUAACUUAUGGUGACUCCAAACAUGACAGAAGUGGGAUCUUCGAAUAUUGUCAUGACUCUGAACGAGACAACCAAAACAAUAAAGACCGAGACAAUAAUAAUGAGACUAAGCCAAAGGGUAAACUGUAUAAUUGUGACUCCAACAGUUCUGAUUCCAACUUCAGCUGUGAUUCAGAAUCAUCAUCUAGUGAUUCCUCCUCGUCACAUUCAAACAAAACAGAAUCAUCACCAGUGAGGAGAAAAUGUGACAAAACUCAGAAGUCCUACUCCUGUGAUGGAUUUGAAAAUAAUGCACAUGUUGCAUUCAUGAGAAAAACUUACUUUUCUGAGGCUGAUAUUGAUCAAAACCAGGAGCAAGCAAAGAAGCCUUUAGAGAUAACACAGAGCCCGAUCAAUGUUAAAUCUGUGCUCAAAAAGAAAAGAUACAUCACAACUAAUGUUGUUGAGGAGAAGAAGCAGAAUAAUAAAGUAUUAAAUCUCUUAGAUGCUAAUAAUAUCAUAGACUCUUUGAAAAAUUUCUACAAAAAUUUCAAUUUCAAUCUGGCACCUGCAAAGGGUUUGACUGAAACGAGCUUAGAACUGAACAAUGUGGUGGAGGCACUACCGUGUGAUUUGAAUCAAAAUAAGAAACUAUCCAAGAGUCUGGACUCAGGCUUUCAAAUUGAUGAUGAGGAUGAUUUUGUUGAAAUAAACCUGAACUGUAAACCACUGGAUAAUGAAAAGUCCAUGCUGAGCCCAUCCUUAUCAAAAAAUCCUAUUGCUGGCAAUAGAACACCAAAUGAAGGUUCACCGAGACAUAAAUUAACGCUGAACAUGAAGUCUGACAAUGAUAAGAAACUCAAUAAAGCUGAUGCUUUCCCACCAUUAGGCAAAUAUGUGGUUAAUUGCGAAAGUACUGUUUAUGAGCAUAAAGGAGUUUCAUACAGCUACGUCCAUGACACAUUCCAAACAGCUUUUGAAGCUCCUAAAGAAACAUUUGUGCCCAUUCCGGAAUCAACACCCAUAAAGGAAAUUUCAUUGAGUUCUAGCAAACAGGAUUUCACUUCCAAUCAAUCUGAUACAGCAAAUUCGAGCAGAACGUCUACCCCUAAGAGACAGUUCAGCAAAAAUAUCCAAGACGAAACCGAGUUAAAGAAUGGCAUUUCAAAACAUUUAUCUUCGCCAAAAAAACAAAACGUCAAUAGGUAUAGUCGCAAAUCGGCAUCUACUGUACAAAAGAAUGAUGAAAUUGUACAGUCAAUUAAUGAUAAUUGCUCCAACGGAGACAACUCAACCUUGAAGGGCGUCGAUGAUUUCAAUGAUGACUUUUUCGACAGCCCCUCGAAUCAAAAACUACAAUCUAACAAGUCCGCCUUACUGAAUAGGUACUUAAAAAAUGUCUGUCAACGUAAGGACUUGGAGACAAAGAUUAAAAACAACAAGUUUUUCCAACUCAAGAUGAGGCUGGAGAAACAUUUCCCAAGCAUCAUAUAUCCAUUCAAACAGGUGUCGGAAACCUUUCACAUCUCCGCCGCAAGAAUGGCGCGACUCAUUGACAAAGAAGUGAUUGAGAACAAAAGGCUUUCCGUCCGACUACUAACAGCUGACGAGCCUUCGUACUUUGACAGCUUUGAAGACAAUGUGGCUAUUGAAUGCAAUGAAAAACUGAGAUUACAAAUAUUCUCCUAUCCGAAUGAAACUUUGCAUAGGAUGAUGAAAGUCCAAUCACCAUAUAACAUGGAAGAUGGUUCCUGGACACCGCUUCUAGUGUUUAUAACCGACUACGCCCUGUAUGUAGCUAGUGUGAAGCCCGACGGUACUGAAUAUGUUAUACUGUGCCGGUUACCACACGAUCAACUGGACGCUAUAGCGGUGGGUCCCGAAGCCCAGUACAUCCAGGUGAUCGACACAGCCGGCAACAUAGCCUGUUCCGUGGUCACUGGAGAGUCCUUCCUCGGAGCCAAGCUGGCUUCCUCCCUGGAAUGGAGUGCGAGGACCUCCCCGCUCCGCAUCAAGAGACCUCCAGCCAUGAUACCCUUAGACUGUUACCACUUGGCAUGCGCGGUGACACGACAGAGGCAUGAGAAGAAGGUACCGAAGAUCCUGUUCUACGGGCGCGCGUGUUCGGGCGACGCGGAGGCCGCCGCCGAAGCCCCCGGCGCCUUCGCCCCGCCGCUCGAGGGCUACCUCAUGUGUAAGACCGAGAAGAGCCGCCGCUUCGAGCCCUGCUAUUUCCUGCUCAGGGCCGGAGUCCUCCACUGGGGCCCCCACAGUCCGGACGGGUCGCCCCUGCCCAACAACAUCGCGCUACGCUCCGUCAUUGGGGUCAGGCGACACGUGGACGCGACGCGGCGGCCGCACUGCUUCGAGAUCGCGCUGCGCGACCGGCGGCUGCUGCUCGCGGCGCCCGACGACCCCACCGCCUCGUCGUGGCUGCAGUCGCUGCUGCUUCACGCGGCACAGGCUCUGGAAGACAAACAAGAGGUGCGGGCGACGGUAGGGGCGCGGACGGCGGCGUGCACGGUGCUGGUGGCGGGCGGGGAGGUACUCGCCGCGCGCGACCCCCUCGACCUGGCGUUCGUGCGCGGCGCCGCCCCCUACCUGCGGCAGGCGGGCGCGCACGCACAGCUGGCGGAAUACAUGGAAGAGAUGAGAGCCGAUAUCGAGAUAUUAGCGUGCGGUUCGAUCAAGAACUUAACAGCGUUGAAGAUACCCGACACGGAGGAAAACUGGUGCUGCUUGGAAUGGAGCGUGUGCGAGGCACGCGAGCGCGGGUCGGGGCUGGCGCUCGUGUGGGCGAGCGGCGCGGAGCUGGAGCGGUUUAUUGCUGCGCUCGAGUGCGCGUACUCGGAGCUCACGAGCGAGCCGUUCCCGCUGAGCGUAGUCGACGCGUCCAAAUACGCGUGCAGCGCCGCGCACGCAAAGUACGAGACCGCGUGGGCGCACAUGUUACCUUCACACCAGUAAACCAACAUUAUAUUAUAAUCCGUUUAGAGUUAUUUUACGAAUAUUCUAUAAAGUUGAGACUGCAGUGACAAUAAAGUAUAAACUGCAGCGGAGCAACGCGAUAUUCACAUUUCAUAGAAGUGAUGUUGUGUCGCGUAUCGUCGCUGCCGCGUAGUGCGGCUUGCCUCAUAUUAUUAUGAUU